UGGCAGAAGAUUCCAUAAUUGAACAAACGUGAUCAGCCACGUGAAUGGCGGCCAUGGGAUUCAAGGAGAACCCGCGGCUGACUGACUUGAACGCAACUGCUUAUGGUGCAGAUCAACCAAAGUCAGGAUCGGAGAUCGUGCCUGCUCGAGUUCGAUGGAAAUGUGGAAAGCGGAAUCUCCGUGCCGGCUUCGAAGCCGAAAGACAAUGACUCUUUAGAUUUCCAGCAACCACCGAUACCCGUCUCAACUCAGCAAGGCGACAUCAAAGCGACAUGGCCGACUCCGAAGCCUCCUCCAAAAUCUUGGUCUCACACGCCAACGCCCAUACCUAUGUCAAAUCCGUGCUGCAAGCCAAUGGCGUUUCUGAUCCCCACGCAGCAACAGUAGCAGACUGCCUUGUCGCUGCCGAUCUCCGCGGCGUCGACACUCACGGCGUCAACCGCAUUCCUUCCUACCUCGCCCGCAUCCGCCAAGGCGUCCUGGACCCCACCGCCGAACCAACCAUCAAAGAUAUCACUCCCGUUGUCGCCCAAGUCGAUGCCAAAAAUGCCUUUGGCUUCGUCGCCGCCAAGAUGGCAAUGGCAAGGGCAAUUGGAAUGGCAGUUGCUUUCGGCAUCGGUAUGGUCAGUGUAAAGCACAGUAAUCAUUUCGGCAUGAGUGCUUGGUUGGUCCAGCAAGCUCUUGAUGCUGGGAUGAUGAGUUUGGUCUUUACUAAUUCGUCGCCUGCACUGCCUGUUUGGGGUGGUAAGGAGAAAUUGAUGGGGGUGUCGCCGAUUGCUUGUGGUGCUCCUGGUGUCGAGCAUGAUUUCAUCUUGGAUAUGGCGCCUUCGGUCGCAGCGAGAGGCAAGAUUUAUAAGGCCAAACGUAGGGGUGAGAAGAUACCCGAGGACUGGGCGUUGGACAAAGAUGGUAAUAGGACUGAUGAUCCGGCUGCUGCAUUGGAAGGUGUAAUGCUUCCAAUGGGUGGGCCAAAAGGAUCGGCCUUGUCGAUUAUGAUGGAUGUGUUUUCGGGGGUGCUGUCUGGAUCUGCUUUUGCUGGCCAUGUUACCAAUCCUUAUGAUCCGUCCAAGCCGGCGGAUGUGGGACACUUCCUGAUCGCCUUGAAGCCUGAUCUUUUCCUUAGUUCAGAGGAGUUCAAGGAGAGAAUGGAAUAUCUUUACAACAGAGUCAUCAAUUGCGAGAAGAUGGCAGGUGUCGAUAGAAUCUACUUCCCCGGCGAAAUCGAACAGUUGACGGAAGCGGAAAGAAGAAAUUCCGGUAUACCGUACGUCGAAGCAGAGAUUGAAGCUCUGAACGCCGAGGCAAGGCGAGUGGGCGCUCCGGAUCUAGUUGUAUCAUGAAGAGAACAAGAGGAGCGAAGAAGGAAAGUGAUGAAUUUGACGAAGAUUACUAUUAUAAAGACGACCAGCCAGAAAGAACGCCCGAAGUAAAACCAAAGACUACAUAGAGAAAAUCACUGAAGCAUUCAC
This is a messenger RNA of Aureobasidium pullulans EXF-150, 1469 nucleotides long. RefSeq names its product Malate/L-lactate dehydrogenase. Bases 273 to 1340 code for a protein of 355 amino acids. The transcript has 3 exons. The record is from RefSeq and is a predicted model, not a curated record. Lineage: Eukaryota; Fungi; Ascomycota; Dothideomycetes; Dothideales; Saccotheciaceae. Gene Ontology annotation, molecular function: oxidoreductase activity.